UGCACCCGCUGCUUUCUUCUACUUUGAUGAGCGCGUGGCUGGCUGUCUAUAAUAAGCAGCGAGGAGCGUAGCGUAAAUUUUACGCGCCUUGUUUCCAAUACGGGAAAGAACGUGACUCGUCGAUUAGAAAUAUUAACGCCGGUGUGGAGGGAGGGAGUGAGUCCACGCUGACUGAAAAACGCGGCGCACUUGUCUUGUCGAGAUUAGGAGCCGCCGGCACGCAGAGACACAGGGACUCAGGCGCAUGACACAAUAAUAAUAAUAAUAAUAAUAAUAAUAAAUAGUCUAAUAGACUAGUCUGCAUUCCCUUUUAUUUCUUCUCUUCUUUUCACUCUGUCGUGAUAUUAUUAUGUGAUAUCAAGGCAACUUCCGCCUCAAUGUCUGUAUUUUUUAAAAUAGCGGGCGACGAAGUGACGUUGUGCGAUAAGAGAGGAUGCGCGCGGCGCGAUGAGGAAGAGCCGCGGGCUGUAGAAUUAAGUUGCUGUAAUAAAUGCGGUCGCGCGGUUUCCGUGUAGCGGCUCGACCCGAGCUCUGCUUUUAUGUUAUUACUAGUAUAGUAUAGCGGGCCUGUGCUGUGUGUGCUGAGCACCGCCGGCGGCUGUUUUUCUGCGCGCUUUUUUCUCUUCUUCUUCUUGUCUUCACGCUCUUUCACUAAGUGCAAAAGCAGGUGGUGCUUCUAGUUAGAUCUGCUCAGCAUUUUCAACAGUUGGAGCCACUUAACCAGGCUCUUAGCGGAGCCUGAUUCUUACCUCGCGCGAUCGGCUUAGUUUGUAAGAGAGAGAAGCGCUCCGACACGUGUUUUGGGACGUAUUUUACGUAUAAUUAAUGCAGCAUUGUGUCUUUUUAAAAUAGCAUUAAUAUCGGUAUUACCGACAUUUCAGCGCCCUGUUUAAGCCGUUCUUCCUCCCCACGCGUGGAAUGGCUCCAUGCCGUGAUGUAGCGAGCUAAGAACUGGGUUACGCUCGGCGGAAGCCGCUUAAGUAUUUCAGCGCGCUUUCGUGAUGCGCGUCUUGUCGCUCUGCUGAGUGCGCGAGUCGUACGGGACGUGUGCGAUCCGUGAUUCUUUUUCGCACACUCGGGUCGGGUUUUUUUUUACCUCCCCCCCCAAGCAAAGCACAGAGAGGCUGACAUCCGUUCAGGUUUACCCACAAUGGAAGGACACGGCGAAGGGGGGAGUAUUGAAAAGCCGCCGCUGAUCGAACCCGUGUCCGGCUAUUCGGACUUAGUGAGCCGAGGCUACGCCGUGAUGCUCAGUGCCUUGAGGGACUGCACGGACUGUGGCGUGGAGCUCUCCAGAAGGACUCUCGUGAACAAUGCCCACAUCACCUGGAGCGAGGUGGGACUCUUCGUCCUGUGCGCCGUCCUGUGGACCACCGUGCGCCGCGCGCUCACCGCCUGUCUCUUUCAGCCGGCUGCACGGCGGUGUUUGCUGCUGCCCAACGAUGCUGCCAAGAUGCCCGAGAGUGCAUGGAAGCUCAUCUUCUAUUCCGUGUCUUGGUCCUACAGCACAUACUUGCUCUUUUUCUGCCAGUAUCCCUUCUUUCACGACCCACCUUCUGUUUUUUACGGCUGGACGAGCGGGAUGGGGGUUCCCGCUGACAUUGCCGUCGCCUACCUGAUCCAGGGAAGCUUCUAUGGCCACUCCAUAUAUGCCACGAUGUACAUGGAUGCCUGGAGGAAAGACUCCAUCGUUAUGAUCGUGCACCACGUCAUCACAUUGGCCCUCAUUACCUUCUCUUAUGCUUUCAGGUACCACAGCAUCGGCAUUCUGGUCCUGUUCCUUCACGAUCUCAAUGACAUCCUGCUGGAGUUCACGAAGCUCAACGUCUACUUCAAGAGCAGAGGGGGACAUUACCACCUGGUCAACGACAUGCUGUCCACCGUGGGUUUCAUAAGCUUUGGCAUCACGUGGUUUUGGUUCCGCCUGUACUGGUUUCCUCUCAAAGUGCUGUACGCCUCCAUCGUAACCAGUGUCCAGUCUGUCCCGAGUAUCCCCUUCUACUUCUUCUUCAACUCCCUUCUUUUCGCACUCCUCCUGAUGAACAUCUACUGGUUUCUGUUCAUAGUUCAAACCGUGGUGAAGGUGCUGACGGGGCAGAUGACUGAGGUUAAUGAUGUACGUGAGUACGAGGAAGAGCAGCAGAUGAGCACAGUGCAACAGGCAGGGCACGCUGGCGACGCCGGAUCCCAGAUCUUGGUGAAAAGGGGGAAAUGCAUGAGAAACGGAAUCAUAAAGGAAAAGCAUACAUAAUGGCAUCAUUUCUGCCGCUCUCAGGAGACGAACACAAGCAGUGCUGACCUGGUUUUAUUUUAGUUUACUUCAGUAGACUUCAAAUUGUCGAGUGGUUUAGCAAAAAAAAAAAAAGUGUUCUAAAGGGAUGCGUUUAUUUAUAUUUUAAAAAAUUGUAGCACUUAUCUCAGAUUGUUGUCUUCUAUUUGUUUAAAGAUGGCGCCUGCAGUUAUGUGGAAAAACUUUGUAUGUUUAAGUUGUAACUUUACUAGAUACACUGCAAAAGGCCUGGAUGAACGAGAAACUGUUGGGGACUGUAUCGAUUACGGGAACACGUCCUUCUCGGUCUUUAAUCUGAGGACUGAGCGGAUGUAAAAAACAAAGGGAAAUAUAAUUUUUCGCCUCUUCGCAAUGGAACGGUGUGUCCUGAGAAUAUUGUCAUCGGUUCUCCAGCUUACAUGGAUCUUUAAAACCUGUGUCAAAGUAUCAUGGGUACAGAAUAUAAAUGACUUAUUUUUUCACUGAAAUGGUAGCAUACAAGCUGAUUACCGAGAGCUGAUGUGUGUUUAUAUAACUCUUGUUUUAUUCGAAUUAGUCUAGUGGAAUGACACAUGAAGUGGUAAAAAAUGGUUUAGUUUGUGCUUUUACAAGUGGUCUGCGUAAAAUCGGAAUUGGGAACAGACCAUAUUCAUAUAUACGGACAUAUAAGUGAAACGGGUUUUGAUUCUAAAAUUAUCCAUCAGCUUUUGAGUUAAAAUACCAUAUCUGAGUCCAAUCUGGUCUCUACACUGAUAGUAAACACGAACUGGAAGAGGAAAACGGAUGCUAAAUGGCUGAUGCUGUGGUGUCUUCCAGUUUAAUAGCUCUAUUUUUCAUUAAUAUUCCUUUGCUAGGUUGGGUUUAAGUAUUUAAUAGCUGAUGUUCCAGAAAGGUGGGCAAUUAUUGUUUUGUUGCUGUUGUCGCUGUGCGUCAGGUACUGCGUAAUGCAGCUCUGAGUUGUGCGUUGUCUUCUGCUACUUCUCUGGUCCGCCAAGGCCACCAUGACAAAACAGAAUGAUCUGGUCAGGUGCCACCGAAAUGUUAGCAAGGUAUUACACUGGCCUCCAGCACAUCUGAGUCUUAACAAGGGGAUGUGGAUAUCGUCUCCCCCC
Messenger RNA from Scleropages formosus (Asian bonytongue), 3381 nucleotides. RefSeq names its product ceramide synthase 1-like. Gene Ontology annotation, cellular component: membrane. The record is from RefSeq and is a predicted model, not a curated record. Bases 1151 to 2251 code for a protein of 366 amino acids. The transcript has 7 exons. Gene Ontology annotation, molecular function: sphingosine N-acyltransferase activity. Lineage: Eukaryota; Metazoa; Chordata; Actinopteri; Osteoglossiformes; Osteoglossidae. Gene Ontology annotation, biological process: ceramide biosynthetic process.